AUGCCUGCUCACAACCCCACCGGUUUCGACGUCAACGAGUUCAAGGCCGCCGCUCACCCUCGGUCGGUCUACGCUAAGAGGUCCCCUUGGACCCGAUAUGAGGCGUGGCGAUACACCGGCCCCUUCAGCCGAUUCAACCGAUUCAAGCGUAUCUUCCCGGGCUUCGGCAUCGCCAGCGUUGCUUUCGCGGGCUACUGCGCCUACGAGGCUGCUUUCCUCAAGGACGACCACCACCACGGCGAUAACCACCACUGA
Messenger RNA from Aspergillus calidoustus, 255 nucleotides. The record is from the annotation of a GenBank genome assembly. Lineage: Eukaryota; Fungi; Ascomycota; Eurotiomycetes; Eurotiales; Aspergillaceae.